ACGGGUAGUCCUAAUCAACAACCGCUUUCGCCAUAUAUUGUCCUUCAUUGUCACGGUGGUGGUUAUGUGGCAACUUCGAGUAAAUCCCACGAGACGUAUUUACGGAUGUGGGCAAAACUUCUUAGUUGUACGGUGGUGUCUGUUGAAUAUUCGUUAGCACCAGCGAAUCCAUUUCCACGACCAACUGAAGAGGUGUUAUUCGCAUACGCUUGGAUCGUCAACAAUCCGCAGUUAGUAGGAUGGACAGGCGAGAAGAUGUGCAUGGUCGGAGAUUCAGCUGGCGGUAAUCUGAUCAUGUCUGUCAAUCUCCGGCUUAUAGAGUUGGACGUGAAAAAGAAACCGGAUGGGAUCGUACCAGUUUACACUCCGUUUCUUUUCCAGUAUCUGCCCUCGCCGUCUCGAGUUUUAAGCGUGAUGGACCCAUUGCUUCACAUGGGUGUAGUACUGCGCUGUGUUGCCGCGUACACCGGUGGAUACGGAAAUAAUAACAAGAAAAAGGAGGAGGGUGCAGACGGUGCAGGACAUAAGUCACUUCAGGAAUAUGUUGACCAUGUGCAGAAGUCCCAACGGUUCGACUUUGCUGGUGGUUCCCAAUCCAUCGUGUCUCUUGUGCAGAAUGUAAAGGGUCCGAAUGAUGCUAUUGUCACCGAACCUUGCUCAUUUUUCACCGAAAAAGAGACAACGGAAAAGAACGAAAAUCAGAAGAAUGAGGAAGAGGAUGAUGAGAGCGAAGAUGAUGACACUAGGAGUGUUAGUAGCGUCCAUGUAAGAACUCAUAUUUUUCUCUCUUUUUUUAGUUAACG
This is a messenger RNA of Cylicostephanus goldi, 803 nucleotides long. NCBI's taxonomy places the organism in Eukaryota, Metazoa, Nematoda, Chromadorea, Rhabditida, Strongylidae. The record is from the annotation of a GenBank genome assembly.